GUACAGUUUUCUAUAAAAACACAAAACUAAAAGAGAUUGAAACACAAAGUACCUAGAUAUUGUUGCACUUGCUGAACAAUUUUUAUCGUGAAAUUCUUGCUUACCUAACUUAAAACAAUGUGUCUUGCAGAAGGAAAUAAAAAAUCAGUGGCGAUCAUUGGCUGUGGAGCAGCUGGAUUAGCAGCUCUUAAACACUUUACAGCUGAAGGAUCUCCUUUCACGUGUGUGUCAUAUGAACAGACUGACAACGUUGGUGGCACUUGGGUAUACACUGACAGAGUAGGCAAAGAUAAAUAUGGUUUACCAGUUCAUUCGAGCAUGUACAAAAGUUUAAGAACAAAUUUGCCUAAAGAAAUUAUGGAACUUCAAGGAUUUCCACAUAAAGGUCCUGAAGACAAAUCAUAUGUGGCAGCCAAUGAAAUGCUAAAAUACUUGGAAGACUACGCAGACCAUUUUGACUUAAUAAAACAUAUCAAGUUCCAUCAUCACGUAAAGGAAAUUAGUCCUCUAGAGGGUGAUCGUUGGCGUGUGACUGUAAUCGACUUGCAAGAAAAUAAUGUGGAAGUAUUGGAAUUUGACGGAGUUGUUAUUUGUAUUGGUAACUACAGUAAUCCAGCAAUUCCCGAAGUUCCUGGAAUAGAGAAAUUUUGUGGAAUGAAAAUUCAUAGCCAUGAUUACAGAGAUUCUUCGAUAUUUAAGGACAAAAAUACUGUGGUGAUUGGUUGUGGUCCCUCGGGAUUAGAUAUAUCAUUUGAUAUUGCAAAAGUUGCAGAAAAAGUUUACUUGAGUCACCACAACCAGCGUGUUAAAAACAUGAAAUUCCCAUCAAAUAUGGUUCAGAAAAUUGAUAUUAAAGAGGUAGUAGAAAACGGAAUAGUUUUCCAAGAUGGAUCUUAUGAACAAGUUGAUUCGAUUUUAUAUUGCACAGGAUACAACUAUAAGUACCCAUUCCUGAGCCCAGAAUGUGGUAUUCGUGUAGAGAACAAUCACGUAAAGCCACUUUUCAAGCAUAUACUAAAUAUUGAACACCCUACAAUGUACUUUAUUGGAAUUCCAACCAACACUGCUGGUUUCUGUAUGAUUGAUUUACAGGUACAAUUUGCCAAAACAUUCUUAGAAGGGCGAGUGAAAUUACCAAGUAAGGAAGAAAUGAUUGAGGAUACACGCCUAGACGUAGAGUCUAGAUUAGCAAGUGGAUUACGACCUAAAGAACUACACAUGAUGGGUCGUAGGUCAAAAGAUUAUUACGAUUCACUAGCAUCUUUAUCAGGACUGGAAUCAGUGUCACCUGUGGUUCUACAAAUCUACUUUGAUGGAAUUGAUAGAUUCAUGUGUGAUUUCUCACACUUCAGAGAAGACAAGUACAAAUUAUUGGAUAAAGAUCAUUAUAUGGUUAAAUUUCCAAAUGAAGAAGAACCCAUAAUGAGGAGACAAGAGAUUGUUUUAAAUAGCCACCAAAAUGAGAAGUCUUGGGAAUGUGGGAUGAAAACGCAUUUAUCAAAAAAAAUAAAGAUGAACGCCGGACUCGUUCCAAUGAACACAUACGUCAAAGUUUCAAUCGUAUCUAUAUUACGAAUUUGUAUCAAAAAACACAAUUUAACUCAAAUACGUGACCGCCAUAGUCAAGUACAAGAAGCGAACAAAAAGACCGUCGGAAUCAUUGGCUGUGGAGCAUCCGGUUUGGCGGCUUUGAAAAAUUUUGCAGCCGAUGAUUCGAUGUUCAAAUGUGUAGCAUUUGAACAGACCGCCAGCAUUGGAGGUACAUGGGUGUACACAGACGAUGUUGACAGAGACCAGUACGGCUUACCAGUUCACUCCAGCAUGUACAAAAGCUUGAGGUCAAACUUGCCAAAAGAAAUUAUGGAGCUAAGUGGAUUUCCACAUACAGGUGUUGGGGAUGCUUGCUACUUUCCAGCUGCAUACAUACAGAAAUAUCUGAACGAUUUUACUGAUCAUUUCAAUUUAAGACCACAUAUUAAGUUUCAUCAUCAUGUAGAAAAAGUAAGACCUAUCAAUAAUGGCCAAUGGGAAUUAAAUGUUCUCAACUUGCAACAACAAAGUAAAGAAACUUUCAUCUUUGAUGCAUUGGUGAUAUGUGUUGGUAAUUAUAGCAAUCCUGCUAUUCCAGAUGUUAAGGGUUCCAACAUAUUCAGUGGAAAAAUCAUGCAUAGUCAUAGUUAUAGAGAUGCAGAUUCAUUUAAAGGAAACUCAGUAUUGGUUAUAGGCUGUGGUGCAUCUGGCCUAGAUAUAUCAUUUGGUGCAUCACAAGUAGCAGACAAGGUUUUCUUGAGUCAUCAUCAACCUCGACUAUUGAAUCUGAAAAUUCCAUCUAAUUUUUUCCAUAAGACCGAUGUUAAAGAAAUUGUUGAAGAUGGUGUUAUUUUUCAAGAUGGCUCUUAUGAAAAAAUUGACACUAUAGUAUACUGUACAGGAUACACCUAUAAAUAUCCAUUUUUAAGUAGCGAAUGUGGAAUAAAAGUGGAAGAUAAUGUUAUUAAAAAUCUAUUUAAACACAUGAUUAAUAUUGAAUACCCAACAAUGGGAUUUAUUGGUGUACCUAGGAACACUACAGGAUUUUACUUAUUUGAUCUUCAGUCCAGAAUUUUUAAAAAGAUUUUAGAAGGUGGGGUAAAAAUGCCUAAUAAGGAUGAAAUGCUUCAAGAUACGUAUAAAGAAAUUGAGGCUCGAUUGGCUGGUGGUCAGAGAUUAAAGGAUCUUCAUGCGCUGGGUAAAACUAAGUGGGCCAUGGAGUAUUAUACUUCAGUUUCAAAAUUUGCUGGUGUAGAACACCCUCCACCAGUGUUAUUGCAAAUAUAUUUUGAUGGUAUUGGAAGGCUUUCAGAAGAUUUUUUGAACUUCAGAGGUGAUAAAUAUCAAAUUAUUGAUAGAGAACAUUAUAAAGUACAAUAUUUUGACCAAAAUGAACCGAUUAUUAAAAAACAAAUUUUAUAUUCUUUUUAAAAC
Molecule: messenger RNA, 2964 nt
Organism: Myzus persicae (green peach aphid)
Lineage: Eukaryota; Metazoa; Arthropoda; Insecta; Hemiptera; Aphididae
Exons: 18
Coding region: 118-2961 (947 amino acids)
Molecular function (GO): flavin adenine dinucleotide binding; N,N-dimethylaniline monooxygenase activity; NADP binding
Source: RefSeq, a predicted model, not a curated record